UGGGCUGCCGCACCCCUGCAGGUGUCCAGGCCCGCCCGGAUGCCUUUGGAGCUCCUGGGCCGGGGGAGGUGUCCCUGCCCGGGCAGGGGUGGAACUGGACGGGUCUGACGUCCCCGCAGGGCCAAUGGGGAGCCGGGGCGGGCCGCUGCGGCCGGACUGCCCGAGCACCGCGAUGCCGGGCUUGGUCCGGUUCCGGGGCUGCGGGCGCGGCUCCCGCUGCGGCUACUGCGGGGCGCGGGGCGGCAAGGUCUCGGCCGGUAUGUGGGCACAUUCGAUGACAGUUCAAGAUUAUCAGGAUCUCAUAGACAGAGGAUGGCGAAGAAGUGGAAAAUAUAUCUACAAACCCAUCAUGAAUCAAACGUGCUGUCCUCAAUACACAAUAAGGUGCCAGGCUUUGCACUUCCAGGCCUCCAAGUCUCACAAGAAAGUUCUGAAGAAAAUGCUGAAGUUCAUUUCGAAAGGAGAUGUUUCAAAGGGAGCAAAUGAAGAAGAGCCAAUGGAAUCUCACGUAGAAGGUGCCGCCGCGUGCGAUUUUGCAUACAGAAGUGAAUUCCGUGUCGCUCAGUCUGAAGUGACUCCAUUGAGCGGUGAUCACAUGGAGAGAGUGGAAAAUGAAGAUAAGGACACAGGAGAAGCAAAAGAAGAAGUGAAUGAGCAGAAGGAGGAAUCGAGGUCUCUUCAGAUAAGCACGGAUAAAGACACGCCAGUCCCCGGGGGACCGUCACAUUCGGCUAAAAUUGCUCAUGCACCACCUAAGCCAGGGAAAGGGGCUGAUCUGAGCAAGCCCCCGUGUCGCAAAGCAAAGGACAUCCGGAAGGAAAGGAAGCUGCAGAAACUCCUUCAGAACCAGGCGUGCGCGUUGGAAGGCUCUCAACAUCAAGCAGGAGAUCAGAGGGUCCUCUCACAGAACUCCAAACCUAAACCAAACCAACCUAAAGCCCUUGAAGACUUUGUUUUUGUCUCUUUCCCUGACGAUGCCCCACACAAAUUAGAGGUGAGGGUGGUGAGAUCAUCUCCACCGAGUUCCCAGUUCAAAGCCACGUUUCAGGAGUCUUACCAGGUGUAUAAGCGUUACCAGAUGGUUAUUCACAAGGACCCGCCUGAUAAACCAACCGUACAUCAGUUCACGCGGUUCCUCUGUGACUCUCCUCUGGAGGCGGAGGAUGCGCCAAAUGGACCAGACUGCGGCUACGGUUCCUUCCACCAACAAUACUGGCUGGACGGGAAGAUAAUCGCUGUCGGUGUAAUCGAUAUCCUGCCCUACUGCGUGUCCUCCGUCUAUCUGUACUACGAUCCAGACUACUCGUUCUUAUCUUUGGGGGUCUACUCUGCACUGCGGGAAAUUGCAUUUACUAGGCAACUUCACGAAAAAGCUCCUGAUCUCUGUUUUUAUUACAUGGGUUUCUACAUCCAUUCCUGCCCCAAAAUGAGAUACAAGGGUCAGUACAGGCCGUCGGACUUGUUGUGUCCAGAGACAUACGUCUGGACACCCAUUGAGCAAUGUCUGCCUCUGCUCGAGCAUUCAAAAUACUGCCGGUUCAACCCGGACGCAGAAGCAGUGGAUGAAGGUCGUGUCAAGGAGCUGGGCAGAGUGAGGGUGCUGCACAAGAGGACCGUGAUGCCUUAUAGCGUCUACAAGAAAAGAAGGAAUGGGCCAAGCGACGAAGCCAGUGUUCAGCAGUAUGCGAGCUUGGUUGGACAGACCUGUUCAGAAAGAAUGUUGUUGUUUAGAAGUUGAAAAAUCAUUAAAUGGCAUUUCAGUGGCGCUACACUUGGUUGCACUGCCAGGAGAUGAUGUGUACUCUAGUUGUGUGUGGGUAUGCCUACUCAAAUAGCAGUCUGGGGGGCACGGGUGUGUAUGUAUCCAGGCUUGUGUGGACACACGGUACUGUGUUUGAAGGCCACCUCCAAUAAAACUUACAAUACAGCAAAGCUUUAGCAAUAUAAGUUCAGAAAAACAUGCUUGCAAUAUAUUUUCAUUAAGUAGUUCUGGCCUUUCUGUGCAUUUUGAAUAAUUCUAAGUAUCUAAGCAAAAUGGAAAGCAGGUGUCUUUUUUGUAGAGAUGAAGGCUGACUGAAUCUAGAUUAACAAUAAUUCAAUUACAAAUGUUUUCAGGUAGCACCUUGGGUAUCUGUAGUUUAAAAUUGCCAUGAAAUUUAUGCUUGCAUUUGUUCGCUCCUAAACUCUUGUGAGAGAAUUGAAACAUGCUGUUACUUUCUAACGUGAAGUCUGGCAUGGUUUAAUUUUAUUUCAAUAGCAGAUUUAAAACCAGGAAGAAAUUUCUUUCACCCGCCCAUUCUCUGUUUGUUUGAAGCAGUAGAUGAGUGCCUGAGGUCCUGGUGAAGGUAGGAGUUCACCGUGGCAGGGGAUGCCGUGCUUUGGGGAGCUUCCCUCUUUGGAGGUGGAACAGGAUUGUGGCAUUACAAAUCUACCAAAGAUACGCAGCCAGGCGGCACAGUGGGGGUUGGUAUCAGCCUUAUCCUUUGUCUAAAAAGCGUGGCUAUUUAAUGCACAUCGCUAAUGCGAAACAGAGCCUGGGAGGGUUAUCCUACAGCUCCUCAGCGCACGUGUCAUUUUUACUGACUCCUGUCUACAGGGCAGCAGCUUACGAGUUAACGUCUUUAAUAACAUUUACUGAAUAUUUCUGUUGGAAACACAGGAAGUCACGAUGCUUUAUCAAAGCACUUUAUUAUCUGAUAUAUGAACUUUGCUAUUAAUAGUCUGUGUCUCUGUCAGGUCGUACAAGUUACGGGAAUUAUUUGGGGAGAUAACUCUGUUUGUUGUGUAACUCAGCGAUGGAUAUAACAUCAUACCAAUACCAGUCAUCUGUGUUUCUGGUCUCUGCGCAUCAGAGGAGCUGCUAUUUAUUAGCUUGGGGCAAAAAUAAUUGCUGUUUCUACUCAUCAACUUUAUCUCAGCUUAGAAUAAAAGUUACUAAUCGAAAUAAGAACCAUUAGAAUCUACUCCCACAAGAAGCAAGUGUUUAUUCCCUUAGCAUAGAGCUCUGGAGUCCUGGAACUGAUGAAUUGCUCAAAGGUGUUUUGAGCUGCUGCUUGGUUGUGGAGAACCUUCUCUUGCAAAAGGUCAGGAGGUGCUUGAAAAUGUGUGAUUCUUUGGGAGAGAGGGCUGGGAGCAAGCUGGGUGAGGGAGAGAUUGGUAGCCCAGCUCGUGCAGAGCCAUUUACAAGCCAGGUGUCUGGACACUGCCCCGGAGAAGACAUCCCCUUCUGAACUCAUACGACAAAAUUGCUCAAAGUCUGUUUGUUCCCAUCUUAAAUUUGAUAGCAUAAUUUAAGAAAAUAAAGAGGGAAACAAAACCAUCGACAUGUGUCGAGUAAAUUUUGUGCUUAAAAUGCUACGCUACAUGAACACAGUUAAAUAUAAGUUUAAUCCAAACUAAGCAUCACAGUUUACAGCAUUAUUUUUGCCCCAACCUAAUGCCUUGAAUCAACUUAAAGGUUCCUGUUAUCUUUUGAAGAGAGGCUCUUACUCCCGUAGGUGUUUGUCCUCAGAAAGGAAUCAAAUUCACUUUCCCCCUGAGGCUCACAUCACAUCUCCUGUCAUUCAUGGGCUUGAUUUGAUCUUAAACAUUUGGCCAAUAUUAUUAAUUGAUGAUUUUUAUGUGGAACAAAUGUAAGAAUUUUGGGAUUCAAGUGCAUCACAGGUUUAAAUCUUUUCCCCACAUCUGUUUGAAUGUUGUAAUAUUAACUACUGAUGCAGAGUACGGUUUCAACAGUCAUUUUAAGAAGUAAUUUUGUGCUUUAUUAAUUGGGGUGUGUUGUAUUGAUCUGCUCCCAGUCUGCAACAACACUGAUUAUUUCUGUCAGCAUUAUGUCUGGUUUAUCUGUCGCCUGGUACUGGGCAGUUUCUGUAUCUAUGAUCUACUCUGUUCAUGUCUUAUCUAACCCUGUUGCCAUGAGAGAACCACUAAAUGCUAUUUUAUUAUAAAGAGUUCCUUUCUGUGGAAAAAAUACUUCUGGCACUCAGUGAACUGUCACGGUAGAACAUUCUCUGCCUGCACAGUGAGUUGAAAAGCGGUGAUGCCCAUAUGGCUUAAAACUAAAACAGGUAAGAAAACCUUUGUCUAUGAUAUAAAACCAGUUAAUGGGCACAGAAGAAUUCCAAUGUGACUUUCAAUAUCGUAAAGAUUAUUGAAAGCACUUAAUGGUGGCCUUGCUGGGCUCCUCGAGAAGUUAAAAGUCUCUGUUAAAUUGCGAGGAAGCAGACAGUGUCGGCACAGAGAGUUCUGGGGGAACUCCAUCUAGAAUCGAGGAAUGUUUUGGGUGGGAAGGGACCUCAAAGCCCAUCCAUUUCCAACCCCCUGCCCUGGGCAGGGACGCCUCCCACUGGAUCAGAUGCCUGCUGUUUGGUACUGAGAUGCCUUCCCAAUAGAUCUUAGACUUCCACCUGAUGCCCUGUUUCCCUUGGGGAGCUGUUAAUGGCUGCAGUUAAGUGCAAUAAGUAUAAAACUGCAAACUGAGCACAGCUCUAAGUUGUUAUUGUGACCACUAAAGGGGAACGACCGUGUCCUUUGCAUUCAGAAAGGCCCUUUCACCAUCUGACCUCCCCUGGAACUGCAGCUCCACAGCCCGCUGGGCUUCUGCCUCUCACUGAACUCAGAGAUAGAGGAUAUAAAAAGUCAACGUUGAGAUUAACUCAGAAAUUGAGUUCAUCUGUAGUAUGCUGAGAUCUGACUGGCUUCUGUCGUGGAGUCUUAGAAGGAAUCAGUGCAGUGUUUUCCAGACGAUAUGUCUGCCCCCGUUCUAGACAUGGAUUAGAGUCUGAGGCUGAAGUUCUCUACACUUUGCCACUGACUUUGGUAGAGCUGAAAAUUCACCACUGUUAUUUAGUAAGAUGUUAUCAUUGGGAAUUAUUGAAUUUAGAGAGAUUUAAUUUAGUACAAACUAUUUUGUAAAAGCUUUUAUAACGUAGUCAGUUUGUGAGAGCCUAUCCCUAUAGAAAGGCUGCCUUGUUCUAUCGUCUGCUGAUAAAUGGGGAUGAAAUGGUGGCAAGAAAAUGCAGAGUUGUGCCCAGUGCUAAAAAAUACCUUUAUUUGAAUUGGAAAUAAAUGGGGAGCUUAGUCAUUUCCAGCAUCAACACAUUUCAGUAAAUGCAAACAAACCAGCAUGUUGAGUUUAUAACUGCUUCUCAGCAGGGCUGUUUGACUUGUAAGUAGAGAAAAUAAAGUUAUUUCUAGACUCCGUGAGUUGCUGUAACUAAGUAAUAGCUCCGAGUGUGGCUGCUGUCUUGCUUUGGGGGAAUUUCGUGAUCUUGGAAGUUGUCUGAAUGUUCAGCAAACAGCGAAGUCUGGGGAGUCAGAGGACAGUGGUGAUUAGAGGG
Cuculus canorus (common cuckoo) is the source of this 5339-nucleotide messenger RNA. RefSeq names its product arginyltransferase 1 (gene ATE1). Bases 125 to 1738 code for a protein of 537 amino acids. Gene Ontology annotation, cellular component: cytoplasm. The transcript is spliced from 12 exons. NCBI's taxonomy places the organism in Eukaryota, Metazoa, Chordata, Aves, Cuculiformes, Cuculidae. The record is from RefSeq and is a predicted model, not a curated record. Gene Ontology annotation, molecular function: arginyl-tRNA--protein transferase activity. Gene Ontology annotation, biological process: protein arginylation.